Molecule: messenger RNA, 432 nt
Organism: Staurois parvus
Lineage: Eukaryota; Metazoa; Chordata; Amphibia; Anura; Ranidae
Source: the annotation of a GenBank genome assembly
CCCUCCCAAUCAUGUGAUUCAGGUGUUCCAAUCCCCUCCCAAUUAUGUGAUUCAGGUGUUCCAAUCCCCUCCCAAUCAUGUGAUUCAGGUGUUCCAAUCCCCUCUCAAUCAUGUGAUUUAGGUGUUCCAAUCCCCUCCCAAUCAUGUGAUUCAGGUGCUCCAAUCCCCUCCAAUCAUGUGAUUCAGGUGUUCCAAUCCCCUCCCAAUCAUGUGAUUCAGGUGCUCCAAUCCCCUCCAUAUCAUGUGAUACAGGUGCUCCAAUCCCCUCCAUAUCAUGUGAUUCCGGUGCUCCAAUCUCCUCCGUAUCAUGUGAUCCAGGUGUUCCAAUCCCCUCCAUAUCAUGUGAUUCAGGUGUUCCAAUCCCCUCCAUAUCAUGUGAUUCAGGGGUUCCAAUCCCCUCCAUAUCAUGUGAUUCAGGUGUUCCAAUCCCCU